GAAACAAUUUGUGCACAAAACAAAUACGAGAAGAACCCGUCGUCUUCCCCCAAUAUUAUCCAUGGAUCCCUUCAAAUUCCUUAAAAUCUCUCCAAACCCAGACGGAUCAAUCACUCGUCUCGCCCCAUUCCCUGCAGCUUCGACGACAGAAGACGCCGUACCCGACUCUGACUCUGCCCAACUCGUUCUCUCCAAAGACGUCCCUCUGAACCCUAACCACAAAACCUUUCUUCGCAUAUUCAGACCCCCAACUCCUCCGAACACUAAGCUCCCUCUCAUCAUUUACUUCCACGGAGGCGGAUUUGUACUCUUCAGCGCUACAUCUCGCCCUUUUCAUGAUUCUUGCUGCUCCAUGGCAGCUCAGAUUCCUGCUUUGAUCCUGUCCGUUGAAUUCCGUCUUGCACCGGAGCACCGCCUUCCCGCAGCGUACGAUGAUGCCAUGGAUUCGAUCAUGUGGGUCCGGAAACAAGCGAUGAAUAUCAACGGCUGUGAUCCAUGGAUGAGGGAUUCCGCUGAUUUUUCGAGGUGUUUUUUGAUGGGAAACAGUGCGGGCGGUAACAUGGUUUAUCAUGCCGCUCAACGUGUAAUGAACGUUGAUCUUUCCCCCCUAAAAAUCGAAGGGCUGAUAAUGGAUCAGCCAUACUUCGGCGGCCUCCGGAGAACCAAAUCGGAAAUCCAAUUCGUCAACGAUCGCAUUCUGCCGUUACCCGCCAACGAUCUGAUGUGGGCCCUCGCAUUGCCCAAGGAUACGGAUCGUGAUCACGAGUACUGCAAUCCAAUGGUGAGUGGGGCACACAAUGCAGACAUCGGACGGUUGCAAAGGUGUUUGGUGAGGGGGCAUACAACGGACCCACUGGUUGACCGGCAAAGGGAGUUUGUGAAGAUGUUGGCGGCGCGUGGGGUGCAGGUGGUUGAGCAGUUUGAUGAAGGUUUCCAUGGUGUGGAGUUCUUCGAUCCCUCCAAAGCUCAAGCUUUAUGUGAUAGUGUUAAGAAAUUUGUUAAUGUUUCCCGUGAAAGUGUUAAACUUGCUGGUGCUAGAUCUAGGCUGUGAAUUUGGCAACAAGUGGAAAAAUGAAAACAUAUAUACUUAGCCAAAAAAAGAAAAAGGUUUUAUAUUUGAAAAAUAUAGUUUAUCCAAUGAAUAUCUUUAAAUAUC
Rubroshorea leprosula is the source of this 1156-nucleotide messenger RNA. The record is from the annotation of a GenBank genome assembly. Lineage: Eukaryota; Viridiplantae; Streptophyta; Magnoliopsida; Malvales; Dipterocarpaceae.